This is a messenger RNA of Thunnus maccoyii (southern bluefin tuna), 1713 nucleotides long. It is a transcript of the gene c2h4orf33, whose product is annotated as chromosome 2 C4orf33 homolog. The record is from RefSeq and is a predicted model, not a curated record. NCBI's taxonomy places the organism in Eukaryota, Metazoa, Chordata, Actinopteri, Scombriformes, Scombridae. The coding region runs from base 334 to 924 and encodes 196 amino acids. The transcript has 6 exons.
CCGCUCUGUGUAACGGGGAAGAAGCCUCAGUCGGAUAUAUUCUGAAGGCUGUGUUAAUAUAAACUAUUAAUUUUUAAAAUUUUCAGUUUGGGUUACGAACGAUUUUUGUGGAAAGAGAUUAUGCUUUCACCAAAGGCGGCUUGUCUGGUUUGUUAGAAAGUAGCAAACGUAUUUGUUCGAUUGCUCUUGGCUUAAUUGGUCAUUUGUUUGUUAAUAAAAUGUGAUUUUGGUUAUGUUUCUGAAAGUUUCUGUUGUAAAAUAACGUCUACGUGGUAGUUUGUUUCUAUAAGUCCAGAAUUGGAGUCGGGACUAAUCAUAAAUCCUAAUACGCAGAUGGAGUUUGUGAUCCAGCACACUUGGGAUAGCGACCCUGUGAAUCAUGACCCUAUCAGGAUUGUUUUCUCUCCCGGUGAAGGAGGGCUGAAGAUGCAGGUGUUUGGUCCCUUCUUCAAUGACCCAGCAGCCCCUCCAGGACCCCCUGGCCAGCCCUUCCCUGGACUCUGGGAUUAUGAGGUUGCGGAGUCCUUCUUCCUUGAUAGUACUACUGAAAAUUACCUAGAGGUGGAGGUUUGUCCACAUGGACAGCACCUGAUAUUAUUGCUGUCUGGAGUCGGCCAAGCAUUCCAGCAACAACUGCCCAUGGUGUUUGGCGCCACAAUCACAGGGGACAAGUGGAUGGGUGAGGCUCUCAUCCCCUGGUCGUACUUCCCUCCCAAUGUCAACAAGAUGAACUCUUAUGCCAUCCACGGCUCUGGAGAGAACCGUACAUAUGAGGCUCUCUACCCCAUCCCCAAAGAGGAGAUAGUGGAAGGGCAAAAACCCAACUUCCACCGCCUGGAGUAUUUCCAAAAUUUCCGCCUGCAAAGCAUCAUGGGAGAAGGUUGGGUCCAGCCAGAGUCUGAUUUGUGGAAGGGAAAGCCGUGAGCUUUUCAAAAACACUCCCUUUUGUCUGUCUCUCUCUUGCAUACACAGACACACACACACACAUACAUGAACACACAUACACCAUGGCUGCAGGGUUAUAGUACAAACACUCAUUGACAGAGAACAAAGGGCAAUCAAUCUUUAUUAGUUAAUGAUGUGAAAUGAUAUGACAAGGAAUAUGUUAUCAGCUUGUCAGUGCGCAUUAGCCUUCACACACAUCCAUGGAAGCACGCAGACACACACACACACACACACACACACAUCACAAGGUAUUGGACGUCGCCUUAAAUUGCCUCGGCAGUGUGUGACCUAGAGCGGUUACACUGUGCAUGGUGGCAACGAAUGCUCACUUUGACAUUCAGCUUCUGUGUAGCCUGUGCAUUUCACUUCAGUGAGAUAAACCACAGCAGGUUCUGUGAUUCUUUGCCCUGACUGCCAGGACACACACACACACACACACACACACACACACACACACACACACACACACAAACACACAAACGAUCAUACACACACCACUGAAGUGAAAAAUCUGUUCUCCAGAGAUACGUGCCAGAGCUUUUGAUGUAGUGCUCUAUUGUAAUUAGAUCCUUUUGCAAUCAUUCCAAUCCCUUUGUCAUUUCCUUUUACAAUUAAAUGUGUCAAUAUAUUGAUUACAUAGUGCUGAUGAAGUGUUUUUGUAAUUUUUUUUCCUAUGUGACUGUUUGGCAAAUGUCAAUUUAAUUUGAUUUCUGAUGUAUGAUCAUGUUUCAGUGCCAUGUCUGUCUAUUAAAGCAAUGCUUUCUGAAA